Messenger RNA from Fusarium vanettenii 77-13-4, 612 nucleotides. RefSeq lists its product as uncharacterized. The transcript has 2 exons. Gene Ontology annotation, cellular component: nucleus; cytoplasm. NCBI's taxonomy places the organism in Eukaryota, Fungi, Ascomycota, Sordariomycetes, Hypocreales, Nectriaceae. The coding region runs from base 1 to 612 and encodes 203 amino acids. Gene Ontology annotation, molecular function: UMP kinase activity; ATP binding. The record is from RefSeq and is a predicted model, not a curated record. Gene Ontology annotation, biological process: UDP biosynthetic process; CDP biosynthetic process.
AUGACGGAACCUAAGCUUAUUCCGACCUCUGAGAAACUGAUAUUUAUUGGGAUGCUGGGAGGGCCUGGGUCGGGAAAGAGCUCGCAGUGUCGGUUGUUGGCGCAGACGUUCAAGGUUGAGCACGUUAGUGUUGGGGAUCUGCUGUGGGCGGAGAUGAAUCGAGAAGGGAGCCCUCAUGCUGCUACUAUUAGAGGCAAUAUGAUGGAGGGAACGAUUGGAUCGAAGGAACUUACCGUUGGGCUUCUGAAGUCGCACAUUCGUCAACGCUUGGAGCACGGGAUGCGGGCUUUUAUCAUCGACGGAUUCCCCAGAGACAUUGUUCAACUACAGCACUUUGAAGUCGAGGUCGGAGCCUUGGAGUGCCUCAUACACCUUGACUGCCCUAAUGAGACGCUGAUGCACCGGCUGUCGCCCAGGGGUCGGUUCGACGACCAAGUCGAGACGAUUCGAGGGAGGUUGAGAACCUUCAAUACGAUCACAUCAGAGGCUAUCGAGUACUUUCGAGGAGAGGGGAAACUAAAGGUCUUGAAUGGAGAUCAAGCUAUGGAAAUGGUGCAGGAACAGUUGAGGGGGAUAAUCGAGGGGGUGGCAGAGCUGCGGCAAACGUCAUAA